AUGUCCAGGGGCAAGGCAGUACGGCGUAGGGAGCGCGCGCUGCGCCAUUCCUCUCCUCUAGAAACGUUGCUCGAGCACCAGCGUUUUAGGUGCUCUUCCUCUGUGAAGGCACUCGAAGGUGCCAGCGCUUCCUCACCCGAUGAAAAGACGCGGGGAGCGGCAACAUCUUCACGGGGUUCGUUGGCCGGCUCUCAGAUGGGACGCGGAAGGUUUACACUGCUUGAGUCGUAUGCGUCCGGGAAACCGUGGUCUGUGGUUGCCGAGCCACAUGGAGACAUAUGUAGGAAUUCGUCACGGAACGUAUCGUCUCUCGCGGUGAGUAGUUCGGGGGAGCAUGUGGCUUUCGGUGACCGUUCUGGCCGAGUUUUCGUCAUGCAGCAAAGGCGACUGGACGAGGAAAGCGGUGACGUGGAAGGUGGGAGGGAGGACCCCGCAGGUGCCUCUACUACUUCUCGUGCCCACCGUCCUUACGAAUUUGCCGUGGGUCGUCAAGCCUAUACUUCAAUUAUUGACCCCCUGAACAAUGUUGAGGUGACACCCAACAUUCAAGCCGUAUGCUUUCUACCCCAGAUAGGAGCUUCGACGUAUCUGCUCACUGCAAACGAAAAACUCCCAAAGUUGUAUAAGAUCGUGAGGGUACGGGAGUCGCCCUCCUCCUUUUCAGCGGUGGACUGCUUAGGAGGCAACCAAACUUCAUCUCUAACGUUGAACCCUCCCCAUGGAACUAUGGUAAAUGCAAUGAAGCAGGUCACUCGAUACGCAUUGAACCACGAGUACAACAUCAAUUCACUGUGUCCACAAGCGGAUGGGACACAGUUCUUCUCUGCCGAUGAUUUAACUGUCAAGUUGUGGUGCGUAGAGUAUCCUGAAGCCUCAAUUGAGACGUACAGCGUUAAGCCCCCUUGUGAUGAAGAGGCACAAGAAAUGAUUUGUUCCGUUCAAAGCUUUCCCCACGAACCAUUUUUGCUAUUUGUGGUAAGUAUAUCUGGUACAGUUCGUGUUGUGGACACAAGGCAAACAAUCAAGUUGCUUCACCGAUCUCCGCUCACUUUCAGAAGCACCUUGCGUGAAAAUGACAUGACGUACAACAGCAUGCUUUUGGAUUGCACACUCAGCCCAUGUGGGCGUUAUGUGGCCGGGCGCGAUACCACGGGCGUUUGCCUUUGGGACGUCAGGCGUCCUGGAGCAUCUGCGGGCGGCUUCCAAGGAGGUUUGGUGUCGUCAAAAUUAGCACACAGUGAGGAGCACGACGUGGUGCAGCGGUGGGAGGUUCAUCCGCAUCUGCGGCGCGAACUUGACCAGUUCUUCCAGAGCAGUGCUGUUGAGCGGUUCCACCUCCGUUUUUUGAAUUGUCGCGAGAUAUGCACCGGAGGGUUCGCUAACACACUUCAUCUCAUUGACAUCUUAGACAGUGAUGGCGCAGUCAUUGACAAAACUUUCACCGCGCAGCGGUACGGAAAUGUAAAGUCGCUUAGGCUUCCCAAAUUGCAAGACUCAAGUGAUAGAGGACGUGGCUCGUUGCAGGUGUCUUCAGCCAACUCGGUAUCACUCCCGACAGCUGGUGAGGGAGAAGGGUUAUUCAGCACCGCUGUGACACAUCUAUCGUCCCCUCUUACUUCCCACAAUGGUGACUGCUCGAUACUGGCAUCUUGUGGUUCAGCUCUAUUUCAGAUUGGCUAUCCCAGCCUCCGCCUGUAA
This is a messenger RNA of Trypanosoma brucei brucei TREU927, 1698 nucleotides long. Its product is annotated as protein phosphatase 2a regulatory subunit, putative. Gene Ontology annotation, biological process: peptidyl-serine dephosphorylation. Gene Ontology annotation, molecular function: protein binding; protein phosphatase regulator activity. The record is from RefSeq and is a predicted model, not a curated record. Lineage: Eukaryota; Euglenozoa; Kinetoplastea; Trypanosomatida; Trypanosomatidae. Gene Ontology annotation, cellular component: cytosol; protein phosphatase type 2A complex. The coding region runs from base 1 to 1698 and encodes 565 amino acids. The transcript has a single exon.